Messenger RNA from Dictyostelium discoideum AX4, 288 nucleotides. RefSeq lists its product as hypothetical. The record is from RefSeq and is a predicted model, not a curated record. The transcript has 2 exons. Bases 1 to 288 code for a protein of 95 amino acids. NCBI's taxonomy places the organism in Eukaryota, Evosea, Eumycetozoa, Dictyosteliales, Dictyosteliaceae.
AUGUCUUACACUCCAAACUCAUUCGUCGGUGUUUUAUAUGGUCUUAGCGUUUUAUUUGGCAUUUCACAUGGUGUCGGUAAAUUAAAUACCUUCAAAUCAAUUGCCAAAGAAGAUUUAUCAAAAGAAAUUAAAACUACUGCUACUGCUGAAAAAUCAAAAGCAUACCAAGAAGGUUUCGAAGCUGGUGUUAAAUCAACUCAACCAAAAGCAGGAGGUGUCACUUAUGGUAGUGAAAUCGAAAAACUCAUUGCUGAAACCUGUGGUACCAACCUUUUACAACAAAACUAA